AUCAACUUCUCCGCCAUCGUUGUCCCUGGGUAUGCACGCGAGAGGAGAAACCGAGCAGCAGCGCCUUCCAUCAUCAUCACUUUCUGUACGCGAGCAGCCGCGUCAUCUCUGGUCGAGCUUCGCCGGACAACCACCGUCGACCGGCAGCCACUACGUGAUGAGCAGUUUCACGCUUGAACAGCCGCGAGAAGCCAUCUCAGGACGAGAACGGCAGCCCUUUCAAAUUAUCAGCACCAUCCCGAUCAUCUUUGUUCGCGCAAGAAACAGGUCCGGCGAGUCCGUCCCGUUCGUUGUUGGUGUGAACCAGCAGCCCUGUUGUCAGAAUAUCAUCACGUGUUCAAUAAUUUUGAACUUUCUCAAUGUUCAGAUGUCGCCACGUAGGGAACCCGAUCAUCCGGCUCCUACUCAGGCUACAGUGGUCGCCCAGUUCCGCGACUAUCAUGCCGAAAAGUUCUCAGGGCAGGGAGAUCCUCGCAUAGUAGACGAGUGGAGUCAGGGCCUGGAGUUUAUCUUCGAGGUCAUGGAGUGCCGUGAGAGAUAUCGCGUCAUUUGCGCUCAGCUUCAGCUCACCGGUGAUGCCAGGCUCUGGUGGAACGCUUACUGGAGCAUGCGUCCCGGUGAGAAGGCGGGAUGUACGUGGGAGAUGCUCAAGGAGUUAAUCCGCGAGAAGUACUAUCCCACAUACUACCGAGCAGAGAUGGAGCGUCAGUUUCUAUCGCUCCAGCAGGGUACUCGUACUGUUGACGAGUACGAGAGGGAAUUCACGAGACUUGCAGCUUUCGUUCCUGAUUUGGUCCGCACGGAGGCCCAGCGAGCACAGCGUUUCAUUGACGGGCUUUACCCAGCAGUCCGUCAUAACAUC
Molecule: messenger RNA, 862 nt
Organism: Striga hermonthica
Lineage: Eukaryota; Viridiplantae; Streptophyta; Magnoliopsida; Lamiales; Orobanchaceae
Source: the annotation of a GenBank genome assembly